AUGGGAUUUUUAGAAACACUAAAGCCUUAUUGCGUCUCUGAAGUUCAUUCGUUAGGCGACCAACGAUCUAUAUGGAGGAAACGAUAUCUCACCUUUUUAAAUAACGUUCUUAUCCAUGAAAAUCACGACGAUCUUAACAAAAGGCAGGCAACUUUUCUGAUUCAACAGAAACGUCCACUUGAAGAAGAAAAAAACUUUUGGGAUAGCGUCAAGAUAGAAAAAGAGCUAAUAUUGAAGGAGGUGAAUUCACACUUGCAGAAACAAGAUAAUAUGGAAAGAGGAGAAGCGGGUACAUCAUCUGAACAAAAGCGAUCUUACGGGAAAGAAUUACCUUCAACCCCACCAAAUAAGGUCAGAACAUUCAAUAGAAUUUCUCCUAAUGAGGGCCUAUCAAUGAUAAGAGAUUCGAGGAUAAUGGAAGUUUUUGAUGAAAAUGUCACGUCAGAUCUGAAAGAGAAAGCCCAACGAUCUGCCACACAUUUUCUGCCGAAAAAACGUGCACGUAACACACAGCAAGAAGCUGAAAAAGAUGUUACGGAUGAAGAUUUGGCGAAUUCAGUGAUCGAUGCUUCCAGCACUUUCGGCCAAAGGUUAGUGUUGGAUGACGAGGAUAUGCACAUAAGUGAAAAGACACGUAGAUAUAUAGAGCUCUUUGAUCAUAUUAUGGAGGAAGAGAACGUGGAAGAUAUUUAUGAUGACGUAGUUGUGGACGAAGUAGCUCGCAGUGAUCUUGUAGAUGAAAAUAAUGAAGAGACGAAAAAUAUGGAAGGGGAUGACGAAAAGUUUAACAAAUCAAUUGCUAAAAUGGAGGAAAUAGUAUCGGAAGGUCCCAAUAAUCCGGACCCUGAUAAAAUUAAUGAAGAUAGACAGAAGUUGAUGAAUGAGGGUGUUUUUGCCAUCAAUAAGUUUAUGACAAGAACGGGACUGCCAACGUGGGAAGUAUGUAGUACAUUGAAGGUUUUCUUGGCUCAAGGAUUUGGUGAUAAUGUUGAAAUUGGCCAAAUGAUAUUUAUUGGAUCUGGAUUGUACUUGUUCUCACCAUUUACGAUUCCAGCUCUCGUCAUCCCAACUUCUGCUGAUAACUUAGAACAUGUACUUCGACUUAUUCGAACACUCUUAUGUUUACGAUAUAAUGUUCUUAAGGAGGUUAAGAUGUUUGAAAUGUUUGCAAAGGAAGGAAAGCGACAUAUCACGAAACCUAAAACUAAAUAUCCAACUGGAGUCACACCCGAACGGCCAAAAGCUGUGACAUUUGCAGAAUUUUUACCAACGAUAUCAAAAGGAGAAAGGAAGAGGGGUAGAGGUCAUGGUAGGGGAGGAGGGCAGGAUUCCACGGUUUGA
Acaulospora colombiana is the source of this 1341-nucleotide messenger RNA. The record is from the annotation of a GenBank genome assembly. Lineage: Eukaryota; Fungi; Glomeromycota; Glomeromycetes; Diversisporales; Acaulosporaceae.